GAUGCGAAAGUUGCAGUGGUGUUUUCCAUCACAGAGCGAAACAGGGAGGAGAGGAGGGUUCAUUUUUAGAGGGAACAUUUUUCAGACCAGCACGGCAGCACCAGCGCCAUUUGCUCUAGAGCAACCUUUAUAGAAAAUUUUCAGAGAACAAACACAAUUCACACAAUGCCAAACAUCAAGCUGCAGAGUUCCGAUGGAGAAACAUUUGAGGUUGAUGUCGAAAUUGCCAAGUGUUCAGUAACCAUCAAAACAAUGCUUGAGGAUCUAGGAAUGGAUGAAGAUGACGAAGAAGUUGUUCCUUUACCCAAUGUCAAUUCUGCUAUUCUACGUAAAGUAAUUCAGUGGGCAACUUACCACAAAGAUGACCCACCACCACCAGAGGAUGAUGACAAUAAGGAAAAACGUACUGAUGAUAUCUCAUCAUGGGAUGCUGAUUUCCUCAAAGUAGAUCAAGGAACUCUGUUUGAACUCAUCUUGGCUGCCAAUUAUCUGGAUAUUAAAGGCUUGCUGGAUGUUACUUGCAAGACUGUUGCAAACAUGAUCAAGGGUAAAACCCCAGAAGAGAUUCGCAAGACCUUCAACAUCAAGAACGAUUUCACCCCUAGUGAGGAAGAGCAAGUCCGCAAGGAGAACGAGUGGUGCGAAGAAAAGUAAAUUAUCUCGACGAAAUUUUGUUUUCACAUGUUACAUGUACCUUUGUAUCCAACUUCAUGUUUUCAAGCCAAGAAUACAAUAAAUUAAAAAGCA
This is a messenger RNA of Daphnia pulicaria, 747 nucleotides long. It is a transcript of the gene SkpA, whose product is annotated as S-phase kinase-associated protein 1. The transcript has 4 exons. Gene Ontology annotation, cellular component: cytoplasm; nucleus. Gene Ontology annotation, molecular function: cullin family protein binding. The record is from RefSeq and is a predicted model, not a curated record. Bases 166 to 654 code for a protein of 162 amino acids. Gene Ontology annotation, biological process: SCF-dependent proteasomal ubiquitin-dependent protein catabolic process. Lineage: Eukaryota; Metazoa; Arthropoda; Branchiopoda; Diplostraca; Daphniidae.